CCACUACAUACGCGUGCUUUUUACGCUUAACUUAAACUCUAUCUCUUAAGCAUCCACUUACACUACACCCUUCCAACCAGUCAUACCAAAACCAUGAAACCCCCCUUUCUCACCGUGGCCAUCUACCACCCCCGCUACGGCAACUUCCAACACUGGGCCCUUCACCUCCACUCGGACACCGAGGAUCUCAUUUUCGAAGUCGAUGGCGAACAUCCCUCCUUUCAGAAAGUCGUGUCCCGCGGGCUCCCCUCCGAUAACUUGGGGUUCAUCGAAUCAGUGUUUGUGUGCCAGAUCGGCAGGCCUGAUAUUCCGACCGUCAAGACCGUCGUCAACGCCACGCUGGUGGACAAUGAGACUCUCGAGUGGGACUGUCAAGACUGUGCUGGAUAUUCUGGAGGGGUGUGAGGAAGAGGCCGUGUUGGAUAAGGACGACCCCGAUUAUGUAGAGGCGAUGGAGAUCCUGCGGAGUAGACGGGGGCCGAUCCUUUAGAUCUGCAGAUAAGCUAUGGGGUGUGUAAUCCGUGUGUAUCGAUAAGAUGCCCGACUAUAAUUUAAUGGGAAUUAAUGGGUAGAAAGAUAUUAGUCCGGAACUCCUCCCGAGGUCGGAUGCACGAGCCG
Molecule: messenger RNA, 618 nt
Organism: Aspergillus sclerotioniger CBS 115572
Lineage: Eukaryota; Fungi; Ascomycota; Eurotiomycetes; Eurotiales; Aspergillaceae
Exons: 1
Coding region: 94-405 (103 amino acids)
Source: RefSeq, a predicted model, not a curated record